UGCGUAGGAAUCUCGCUACCUUGGACGCGAAAACCACUUGCCGGGCUGCCCAAAGUCGCGGAGCCAGCCCCCCCUUGCCGACGCCGCUGCGCUUGCUGUCGCGACCAUAGUUGGUCGGCUGGCUGGCUUGGCUGGCUGGCCCCGGUGUUGUUGCCUGGCUUCUUCUCGGGUCUUCUUCUUCCUCCUCCGGCGUCUCGUGCAGCGGCGGUGUUGUUGCACCCCGCACGCGUGGUUUUGUGUGUGGUGCGGGUGCCCGGCGUCCGCGCCGAGCGUGUCUCUCGAUGGUCGCUGUCAGGGCCCGCUGAAAACGGCGCCAUGUGAAGGGGCGACGCCAGCAGACUUCGGCGACUGUGGGACGUGCCUCCCGAGCCCGGUCGACGGCGGCCGCUCGCUCGCAAAUCGUGUGCUCCCUCGUGCUGUGCGCGUGGUUAUAGUUCCUCGAGACUCGGCCGUGCAUAACGCCUUCGAAGAAAGCCGAGCAGAAAGUUCCGGCGAAGACACCUGGGAUAAUAAUACUCCGGAGGAAACAAACCGUCGGGUGUAUUUCGUUCGUCCGUCCCGGUGCUGCCGACCUCGGCUGCCUUGUGUAGCGAUUCGCUUUCCUUCUCGGCUCCUUGGCCCGGCCACGCAGUGUUGUUCCGGGGGCUUCUUGCUUGAUGAUGGCGAGACGGCGAAGGAUUAUGCUCAGCGGCCGACCGAGCGAGCUGGUUCCCUGCUUCGGCCUCCUGACGCGGAGGCCCUCCAGGUCGUAGUGCCACGCUGUCUCUUCCCGGAGGACGCCGGAGCCAGAGGACGACGUCGCCGCCGGGUCCAACGAGUGGCCGCGCAGCAUCCCAAUACUCGGCGCUCCCAAGCUAAGCGGAGCAACGGUAGUGAUAACGUGCCAACGGUGUGACUCAGCGUACGCGUCUGCUACGGGUAUCGCCAGAUUAUACUCAAGCUCCGAGAAAAACGGUCAUCCAGAUUGCCCUGGCCUCUGACCCUCGUCCACUCUCUAGUUGUGCGAACGUGCAGUGAUUCGCGGCUGUUUUUAUUGUACGCAAUUUAAAGCGUACUACGCGGCAGCCAGUAGAGGCUGUCAAACAGUUCCUGUUGUGUGACAAAAGUGCUGUUCGCCGAAGGUGAUGCGGACGGUAGCUGUCGGCAACGUCGAGUCGCCAUGACCGUGAGGACUCAGCUCAUCGUGGUCUUUCUUCUAGUCAGUUUGGGACUUCUGGUGUGUUCUGGUGCCGGUCAGUCCAAAAAGAAUGGCCAUGUCAAGAAAGGGAAAAUCUGCAUCGGCACAAAUGGCCGAAUGUCGGUUCCAUCGAACCGAGAGCAUCACUACCAGAACCUCAGGGACCGCUACACAAAUUGUACAUACGUGGACGGCAACCUGGAGUUGACAUGGCUACAGAACAAGAGCCUGGACCUGAGCUUCCUUCGCGACAUCCGCGAGGUGACGGGCUACGUGCUCAUCUCGCACGUGGACGUGCAGCGCAUCCUGCUGCCGAGCCUGAUGAUCAUCCGGGGCCGCAGCCUCUUCAAGCUGAACGUGCACGACGAGGAGUUCGCGCUCAUCGUGACGCUGUCCAAGAUGGAGAACCUCGAGCUGCCGGCGCUGCGCGACAUCCUGCGCGGCAACGUGGGCUUCUUCAACAACUACAACCUGUGCCACGUGCGCCACAUCCAGUGGGACGAGAUCCUGUCCGGCCCGCCGGCGCACAUGGUCUACGUGUACAACUUCACGCAGCCCGAGCGCAGCUGCCCGCCGUGCGACGCGUCGUGCCGCGGCGGUCACUGCUGGGGCGAAGGGCCGCACAACUGCCAGAAGUUCUCCAAGGUCAACUGCUCGCCGCAGUGCCACCAGGGCCGCUGCUUCGGGCCGGAGCCGCGCGAGUGCUGCCACCUGUUCUGCGCCGGCGGCUGCGUGGGGCCCAAGCAGAGCGACUGCCUGGCCUGCCAGAACUUCUACGACGACGGCGUGUGCAAGCAGGAGUGCCCGCCCAUGAUGCGCUACAACCCGAACACCUACUCGUGGGACUACAACCCGGACGGCAAGUACGCGUACGGCGCCACCUGCGUCAAGGACUGCCCCGAGCACCUGCUGCGCGACAACGGCGCCUGCGUCCGCAACUGCCCGCCCAACAAGAAGGCCCAGCAGGGCGAGUGCGUGCCCUGCGACGGACCCUGCCCGAAGAACUGCCAAGGGGUGAGCGUCGUCAACUCAAUCAACAUCGAGGACUUCCGAGGCUGCACCAUAAUCGAAGGCUCCCUUACCAUCUUGGACUCGACAUUCAACGGCUUUCAGGAAGUUUACGCCGAUUUCUCGUUCGGUCCUCGCUACGACAAGAUGGACCCGAGCAAAUUGGAAGUGUUCAGCACGCUGAAGGAAGUCACUGGCUACGUCAACAUCCAGGCUUCGCAUCCCAACUUCACGUCGCUGUCGUACUUUCGUAAUCUAGAAGUCAUCGGCGGUCGGACGCUAACAGAGUAUUUCGCCGCCUUGUACAUCGUGAAGAGUUCGCUGAAGUCGCUCAACUUACGGAGCCUGAAGAAGAUCCGCUCGGGCAGCAUCGCCAUCCUGGAGAACAAGGACCUGUGCUUCGCCGACAGCGUCGACUGGUACCAGGUCAUGAAGUCCAACGCCCACAACGUGCUCCUUCAACGGAAUGCCGACAAAGCCGAAUGCGAGGCACAAAAGCUUGUAUGCCACCCACAGUGCUCCUCAAGUGGUUGCUGGGGCCCAGCACCGAAUGAAUGCCUUUCCUGCAAAUCAUACCGUCUAGAAGACACUUGCAUCGACAAGUGUGACACACCCAAAAGCAUCUACGAUGAUGGGAACUUUGUGUGCAAGCACUGCCAUGAAGAAUGUCUCGGUGAAUGUUCUGGGCCUGGACCUGGUAACUGCAGCAAGUGUCGACAUGUCCGUGAUGGCCCUUACUGUGUCAAGGAGUGUCCUGAAUCGAAGUACAACCAGUCGGGCUUCUGUAUGCCCUGCCAUGAAAACUGCGUUGGGGGGUGCACUGGACCAAACAACACUGUUGGACCGGAUGCUUGCAACUCUUGUGAGAAGGCAAUUGUCAGUGCCUAUGACCCCAAUGUCGUGGAGCAGUGUCUGAAAGCAGAUGAAGCCUGUCCAGAUGGAUUCUACCAUGAGUACUUUGGUCCACAGGAGGAAGGAGCUCUCAAGUCCUUGACUGGAAAAUCGGUCUGCCGCAAGUGUCACCAGCGUUGCAAGAACUGCACAUCUUACUCCAUACAUGUCUCGGUCUGCGAGUGCCUGCACUACAGCAGUGGAGAGCAGUGUGAGGAUCGUUGCCAAAGAGAUCACUUUCCUGACGAGGCCAACCGACGGUGCCUGCGGUGUCAUGAUGAGUGCCGAGGAUGCUACGGACCCACGGCAGCCCACUGCACCAAUUGUCGCAACUUCCGCAUCUACGACUCUGAAAACCGCACUCAGUUCAACUGCACUGCCACCUGUCCUCCCGAGAAGCCAUUCAAGGUCUUCGAUGACACCACAACCAAGGAUCCGCACUGCUCUGAUGAAGAUCCCAACCAGAUGGCUUUGCAUGGCAGGACGGAGGAAGAUCAUCUGCCUGCAAUCCUUGCCAGUGCCGGGGGCUGCAUCCUGUUGCUGGGUAUCUUUCUGGCUGUGUUCAGCUACCACUGGUUCCAGCGAGCCAAAACCAAGGAGAACACCGUCAAGAUGACCAUGCGCAUGAGCGGUUUUGAAGACAACGAGCCUCUGAAGCCAACAGAUAUCAAGCCCAAUCUUGCCCAGCUAAGAAUUGUCAAAGAAGCAGAACUUCGCAAAGGCGGAAUCCUUGGCUACGGAGCCUUUGGUACAGUCUACAAGGGUGUCUGGGUGCCCGAGGGUGAAAAUGUGAGAAUUCCUGUCGCCAUCAAAGUUCUUCGUGAGGACACAGCACCCAACACAAACAAGGAGUUCUUGGAAGAGGCGUACAUAAUGGCGAGUGUGGACCACCCGAAUGUUCUCAAGCUGCUGGCGGUUUGCCUAACAUCACAGCUGAUGCUGGUUACACAGUUGAUGCCCCUUGGCUGCCUCCUCGACUAUGUGCGCAACAACCGGGACAAGAUUGGCUCCAAACCACUGCUGAACUGGUGCACCCAGAUUGCUCGGGGUAUGGCCUACCUGGAGGAAAAGCGCAUGGUUCAUCGCGACCUUGCCCUAAGAAAUGUCUUGCUUCAAACACCUGGCUGUGUGAAGAUCACUGAUUUCGGUUUGGCUAAGCUGCUCGACAACAAUGAAUUUGAGUACAAGGCAGCUGGCGGCAAGAUGCCAAUCAAAUGGCUGGCAUUGGAGUGCAUCCAGCACCGCAUCUUCACACACAAGAGUGAUGUCUGGGCAUUCGGCGUGACUGUAUGGGAGCUACUGACAUACGGUAUGCGACCUUACGAAAACGUUUCUGCGCGUGAUGUACCCGACCUGCUCGAGAAGGGAGAGAGGCUCAACCAGCCAUCAAUUUGCACCAUUGAUGUCUACAUGAUCAUGAUCAAGUGCUGGAUGCUUGACGCUGGUUCACGUCCCUCCUUCAAAGAGCUGGCCGAAGAGUUUGCCAAAAUGGCUCGCGAUCCAGGGCGUUAUCUGGUCGUUCCCGGUGACAAGUUGAUGCGGCUGCCCAGCUACACUCCGCAGGACGAGAAGGAGCUUAUCCGGAACCUGAGCAUGCCCAUGGAAGGCUCGGAGGUCAUCAUGGAUGCUGAGGAGUACCUGCAGCCCAGAGCUCAGCCCAGCAUGCUCUUAGGUGCCGAGCAGGCUCCACCACCUACACCGAUCAAGAAAUUCAUGGAUGAUCGCGGGUUCGAGGAGGAUCCCUCUGUUGGAGUUCCAAACCCAGCCGAGUUCUUCCCUGCCAACAUGGUUCCGCAUCCUGACAUGAAUGGGGGCUGCCACGCCAAUGGUAUGAACCCUCGCGGCCGAGAGAACAGCCUCAACCAGCGCUACUGCUCUGACCCGCUAAAGCUCCUUGGAAAAGAUGCUGAGGAAGGAGAUGACGAUGCCUUCGUGCACAAUGCGGCAACGCUUCCCAAGGGAUCCAAGCCAAGUGACAUGCGCAUGUCCCUACCGGUGGAUGAGGAUGACUACCUGAUGCCUUCACCCCGAUCCAAGGGCCUCUCCACCACUUACAUGGACUUGAUUGGGGACAGUCGCUACUCGAAUGGUGUUGAUGGCCUUGACCCCCGUCUUCAGGGCUACAGAGGCUUUAUGCCAGACUUUGUCCCUCCGAAUGGGCAGGGGCCGCUGCAGGGUGUUGACAACAUUGAGUACCACCUCAUGAAUCGCAACGGACCUGCACAUCCGGUGGCAAUGCAAAUACCUCGUGACCCGGGUCCCCAGUAUGUGAACACCUGCCCCCUGGGUUCUCCGAACACGGUGGUGCCCCCUCAGCAGCCCGGAGUGGUGACCCGCAAACCGCACAGCUCCGAUGAGGACACCGAUGACCACGAGUAUUACAAUGACUACGACCGACUCAAGCGGGAACUGCAGCCGCUCAACCAUCGUAGCCGGAGUGAAACAACGGUCUAGUGACAGUCAGUGCUCCAAGCUGUGCGUGGGACAGAAACUUGUCGCUGCAGUCAUCCAGUUGUAGCCGGGCAGGCUGUGAAAAAGCUACUGCGUCUCCUUCGUGGUGAGAAGGCAAACUCGGUCAAGUCAGGGCUGUCUCUGCUGGUAUGGCAUGUAGACAACAACCAAAGUGUGUGUGCAGGGGGCAGCUGAGAAUUUUGUUAGUUCAAAUGUGGCUUCUUCAUUAUUCAUUUCACUCCACCUAAAUGAUGAAGCUUGCGAGCGAAAUUCUGAGAAUGGUAGAAAUUUUUUCUGUAGAAUGUGGAUCCAGAUGCUGAAUUUCAUCAUGUCUCUUGUGUAUAGGCAUUGCAAUCUGGUUUGAAUCAUCAUUUAACUGUUGAGUUAGAUAGGGUCAUGAAAAAAGAAAGUUGGAUCUUGGCCAGUCAUUAUCUUUGAUGGAAAGCUCACAAAGAAAUGGAAGCGAGAAAAAAAUUGACUCAAAGUCCCAGAUGCUGCUCGAGUUCAAGGAAUUUGGGCCGUCACCUGAGGCCACCACAGCAAGAACUGCCGGACUAUUCUUUAAUAAAGUUUCUUCUUCUUCAAAGUCCACUUACCAAAGCACUACGACAGUUGGCACAGAGUGGCAGAGAAAGCUUUCCAUUUAUCUUAGAAAAGUCUUUCUAGGACUGCAGCUGUCGGCAGAACACACAAAAAUCUUCAUGCAAAGCAUCGAGUGAUCUCAGUCGUGUCUCCUGACAAAAGGCUUUUCGUUUGAAAGCAGCCAGCAGUGUGCAACAAAGAACUCUGCAUCUGAGUGAAAGUCUUGCAUUUGUUUCGACGCUAGCACCUUCAAUUGCCGUCUGCUUCUGGUCACUUCAAGUCACCUCGCCAAGGCUUCAACAGUGAACGCAGACUGUGACCAUUGUUGACUGUGGGUUAUAACAGGACUCUGGAAAGGCAAACGAAGACGCGUCACCGUGGGACCAGUUAUCACUUCCAGGAACUUGAUAUCUCCCAUGUGCUAUUUAUUUUCGUGGAAUACAUACAAGACUGUGAAAAUGGAGUUGUCUUCAUUGAGGACUGUGCUUCCUUUUAGAAAGGUCACUAAAGUUUCGUGCAGUUUGAUGUACAUAGUAUACAUAACUCUCUCGUCUCUUCUUCUUCUUCUUCUUCUUUUUUUUUAAGUGCAUACCUUUUUGUGUGAGCUGUGCCCAAAACAUUGCCACUGUAGUCUUUUCUUUGUCCUUUAUUUUUGUGCAUCAACUUGCCACAUUGUGCUACUAAGGAGUGCUGUUUGUUGUGUCUACUCCCAUCCUGAAAUUAUUCAGCUGCCUUUCUUGUUCCCUGUGGCUUGAUUAGCACAUUGAUGUCUUCCGUGCCUAACGACAUCAGCGGGUGCAUGUAAUGCAUAAGCUUUCAGUAUUACAACUCAUCCGAGUGCCAUAAGACAUUGCUAUCACUUCACUAACUCGUGCAACAACAAUUGGUUGACUUAUUGAUUUCCUACCGACAUGACGGUUGUUUUGUACAUGUUUUCAAGCUUUUAUGAACAUAUUUUUAGCAAGGCUUGAGGAAAGCCUGCAUUUACAAGGACUUUAAACAUCAGUACACAAGAUGCAUGUGUGCGCAAAGAUUGGGCUAUUUGCUGUCAAAUUGUGAAUGAUGUCCGCUAUUGAAACCUGUAGCAGGGUUUGGUUUUGAUUUCCUCUCUCCUUUUAUGGGGCAUACCUGGUGAUUUCUACUCAAGCAGCUGAAGGGCAUGCUUGAAUCACUCCACUGGUUGUGAACGUUUGUAAAGAGUGCAUUCGAAGAAUGGCUGAAUGCAGAGGAUGACUCAUUUUUCACACCUUUGAAUUUCAGUGAACACAGUCAUGACAUGUGUAAAAAAUUUUUAAAAUGGUGGCAAAGUGUGCCUUAUAUUUUUUUACAGAUACAUGACUUUAAAUCGUCUGUUUUGUUGUGUGUGAUGCAGCAAUUGUUGCCAGAGGUUUACGAGUAACGGUUCCUGCAAGCAAAGGAGCUGCUUUGAGACUUCUUUUUCUGUGUUGCACCAUUCCAAGUAAAGUACAAUAAAAUUUGUAGAAGGGACCAAAAUGAAUUAUUUUAGCAUAGGAACUGUGUUAAAAGCGCAAGGUUUAUGUUUGGUGCCUGCAAUGUCACUCUUUCCUUUCAGGUGUGAACUACUCAUUGUAGUCUAAGACUCGUGUUUAACACUGCCUCAUGAUCAUUGUAACAGUGUUUGACUUCCCACAAUGCUGCAAUGUUGGCCUGUAUAUACGUACAUUUUAAAACUUCUCAACUGGUUUCUACAGGAAAGCUCUGACGAAUAAGCUCACCUCAUUAGGCUCAGCUAGCUGCAUGUGACUGCAUGUUAUGUAUGUAUUGUACAAAGUGUGUUUUACCAAUGCCUGUUGAGUUCACAGGCAUUUCAUUUCAAGUUUUACAUAGUCCAGUUAGAAGCAGUCAAGGGAACACAUCUAAUGUGACUGCUCCCAAUGUGGGGCACCUCUGCAGAAGAGAGCGGAAAUUUUUACGGAUGAGAGAUGUAUUUGCUAUAUGGUACAUUAAUAAAAUUACUUGUCCAA
Molecule: messenger RNA, 8094 nt
Organism: Dermacentor albipictus
Lineage: Eukaryota; Metazoa; Arthropoda; Arachnida; Ixodida; Ixodidae
Source: RefSeq, a predicted model, not a curated record